UGAAAACACAUUCAACAUGCGAGAGAAAGCAACGGGCUUUGGGGCUUGCAGGUACAUUCUAAGUAUAUAUGUAUUAUUAUUAUGUACCGCAGUUUGUUUUAGUUAUUAUAAAUGUUUCACAACGCAUAUGGGUUAUGCUACGUCCACGUUUUUGGUAUUUCGUCGUGCUAUGGGUGUCCAUCCAAGAUAACAUAGAACUGAUUCUCAGCUGUUCUGGUUACUGCAAUGAAUGGUAACACUAUCCAUCAGGCGACGACCACAGCUUCGGUUGCAGCACCUCGUGGCUGGAGGGAGUUCUGCGAGUUGCAUGCCAUUGCCACGGCCCGAGAACUAGCCAACCACUACCGGAACUUUUCCAGGGAGCGGCCAGAGCACGAUGUCGUCCCACCGGACAGCUUCUCCAAGCAGUUCAGUGAGCUGUUCCAGCAGCACUUCCACUGUGAGGUGGCCGAAGAACUCCCUGCAUCGACCCCUCCCCCCAUGAUGGGCCGGCUCCGCAUCACCACCUCCUCCGGGGCACUGGACUACAGGGAGGCGGGCCGGCCUGGCGUGCUGGCCCCAAAGACGGAGCCCGUGCCGGUGAGCCGGGAGCAGGGGAACCCCAUCUGGUGCUCGGCUGCCAACCCGGUGCUACGAGCUCGAGCUCCCAUUCGGAGCCGCAGCCAGGAGGAGGUGUCUGUGUCGGAGGGGCGGCCUGUGUCUGAACGGUACACCCCCACCUCGCCUUCCUUCUCCACUGCUGCUGAAGUUACACACUUCUCCGUCAGCCAGAUCAGGAAAAGCGUGUGCCGUCUCUUUAAGAAGCGCCCACCGCCCCUUCAGGUCCUGCAGCCCAGCAGGCCGGUGGACAGGGGAAUGGGUGGGGCGCUGGAGGAAGUGACGGCCUUAUCGUCGUCAGCGCUGACUGGGAACCCCUCCCACGAGACCACGCCCUCUGCCUCCCCCACGUCGACGGCGGCCCACUUCCUAGAGCGGCUGAAUAGCAGGUUUGGCCGUAGGCAGAGUGGGAAGCGCAGGCCGCAGGUUGCAAGCAGCUGCAAGGAGGGCCAGCUGAAGUACCUGGUGGUUGACGACACUAUCUCGGACACACAGCAUCGCUGGCAGCGCUGCCGCCUGCUUGUGAGGAAGAUCAGAGAGGGCCUGGCAGGAGAGAGGUUCCAGCUGGAGCUCUACGACCCCCCCAAGGGCUCCAGUCCUAAACUCACAGCACGUUGCUCAGACAUCCUGGAGAUCCGCCGCUGCAACUGUCUGGAGAUGCCUGACAACACAAACACGUUUGUUCUAAAGGUUAAUCACUAUCCAGGUAGUCUCAUAUUUGAGACCGACAAUGACCAACAGGUCAGCUCCUGGACAACAGAAAUUAAAGAAUGGAUAAACAACAGGUCUGGAAGCGGGGAUUUGGAACGCCUAACCUACCCUAUGGACAAUGCUGCGACGGCCAACCGGAGAGGGAGCUCCGAGUCAGGGAGUCAGGGCUCUGCGACCUUUGCCCUCUCGGAGCAGGUGUACCAUAAGACGGACCACUUCCUGUGUUUGUACCCCUGGUUCCACGGCCCCAUCUCGCGGGUCAAGGCGGCCCACCUGGUCCAGAACUCGGGCCUGGAGGGCCACGGAGUCUUCCUGGUGAGGCAGAGUGAGACCCGCCGCGGAGACUAUGUCCUCACCUUCAACUACCAGGGCAAGGCCAAGCACCUGCGUCUGUCUCUAACAGAGUGUGGUCAGUGUAGGGUGCAGCAUCUGCGCUUCCCCUCCGUCAUGGACAUGCUCAGUCACUUCCGCCUCUACGCCAUACCUCUGGAGUGUGUCGCCGCCUGCGACGUCACCCUCACCAGCUUUGUGGUGGCCAAUUCUACCGCACAAGGUCAGAGUUCAUCCGCUGUCCUGGUUCCUUUCUCCCUUCACCGCUGGAGCUCCGAACCCAGCCUAGCCCACUGCAGCCCCAGCCUGCUCCCCUCUCCAGACCCCCUGCCCCAGCCCAGGCUCCCUCUCCUACGCCCUGCGCCCUUCCCAGACCUUUCCACCUCGGGUCCCCUGCGUCGGAGCGAGUCUGUGGGCCGCAGACCUCUGCUGCGUCACCCCAACCCCCACCCACCCCUCCUCACUCAACGGGACUCCGACUACGAACUGGAGCCAGACAGAGGCCGCAAACGGGCCAUUGACAACCAGUACAUGUUCCUCUAACUGGUGGACUCCCGGUCACAGUCGAACCAGUGGUGGCUCUGAGACUCCAAACGAGCAAAGGACAGACUCAUGAGUGAACAUGUAUGCCACAGUGGAGGUCUGUCUCGUGGGGUGUGUGUCAGAGGUCCGACCCGAGUGUCCAUUGUGAAUGUAUUUUUAGGAAAGUGUCUAAUCUUGUUAUGAUUGUCAUUUUCUGAAGCGGCUGUCGUGGUCCUUCUAAGGGACGUUGCUACAUGGGAGUGAGGGGCGCUGGUGUGGAAGGUCUUCCCUGAGUCCCUCCCUUCUAUAGGGGUCUGUUCACUCCCUCCACACAUACACACUCCAUUUUUAAAGUGUAUUCUAAUGUUCUUUGAUACCCUGUGUAUUAGUGUAUCUCAAAUGCACACAUUGUGUACUUUUAAACACUGUGUAUUUUAGUACGCAGACUAUUUUUGUAGGAAUAUAUGAAGGUGUUGAAAAAUAAAUAAAUAAUAAAUAAAAAAAGCUUAACUGUGAUGAGCUUAGGGCUGUUACGGUGACCGUAUUACUGCCACACCAGCGGUCACGAGUCAUGACCACAGUCAAAUUCCAUGUGACUAGCCUUCUUUAAAACUGAGCUCUGAUGCUGCUGAUGGUCAUUAGUAGCCUACCAAACGUGCUAACUGCCAGUCGCUAGUGGCCUGGUACUCAGCACUCUAUUGUCCCUCUAAUCACUCGGACAUCAAUGCAAAUGUCAUUGAAAAUCAAAUCAAACACUUCAUGAGAGCUUAUGUUGCACAACAUUUUUAUAGGCUAUGCAAUUGCGUGAGAAAAGAGUUUUGAUGGCCUCUAUUAAAAAGAGGCACAGCUUUCAAUAGGCUAAGCCUACUGUAUUUCUCAACUUUCCUAAUAUUAAUCACAUUGCUUCUCUUUACAACAGGAGUAUAGCCUAACUGGCUGUAAUGAAAAUGAACCACGGGAAAAGCAUCCUCCAUUCGCUAUUUUAAGUGCAUAGAUUACAUAUGUUCCGACAGGUGCAAGAUAAUGGUCCAUCAUUAAUGAAAACUAAUUUCAGUAUAUGUAAAGACAAGAUUAGUCUGAUGGGUGACAAUAUUAGGCUAUCACUCGUGAAUGAUGCCCAGGGUGUGCAAUAAGGUAAGAAACAGAGCAUGCUUUUUUUGUGCAACUUUUUCUAAUCAUAGUCAUGUAGCCUAGCCCAUAGGCUUUGAUAAGAUUUGUAUCACAACUAAAGCACAUUAUUACGGUGUAGAGACCAACUGACAUACACUACCGUUCAAAAGUUCAGGGUCACUUCGAAAUGUCCUUGAUUUUGAAAGAAAAGCAAAACAUUUUGUCCAUUAAAAUAACAUCAAAUUGAUCAGAAAUACAGUGUAAACAUUGU
Salmo salar (Atlantic salmon) is the source of this 3541-nucleotide messenger RNA. It is a transcript of the gene sh2b3, whose product is annotated as SH2B adaptor protein 3. Gene Ontology annotation, cellular component: plasma membrane. The record is from RefSeq and is a predicted model, not a curated record. Gene Ontology annotation, biological process: intracellular signal transduction. Gene Ontology annotation, molecular function: transmembrane receptor protein tyrosine kinase adaptor activity. Lineage: Eukaryota; Metazoa; Chordata; Actinopteri; Salmoniformes; Salmonidae.